Messenger RNA from Pyrus x bretschneideri (Chinese white pear), 5626 nucleotides. Its product is annotated as ATP-dependent DNA helicase pif1-like. The transcript is spliced from 9 exons. The record is from RefSeq and is a predicted model, not a curated record. Gene Ontology annotation, biological process: telomere maintenance; DNA repair. The coding region runs from base 319 to 1470 and encodes 383 amino acids. Lineage: Eukaryota; Viridiplantae; Streptophyta; Magnoliopsida; Rosales; Rosaceae. Gene Ontology annotation, molecular function: ATP binding; DNA helicase activity.
GUAUCUAUGAUUGUGUUAUAGAAACUGUGAAUAAAAAAGAAAAAGGUUUAUUUUUUGUCUAUGGUCAUGGAGGCACUGGAAAAACUUUUUUAUGGGACACUAUCAUAUGUAGACUCAGAUUUGAAGGAAAAAUUGUUUUAGCAGUUAAUUACAUCAUCAGGAAUAGCAUCGUUAUUAUUACCAGAUGGUCGAACAACUCAUUCUAGAUUUAAAAUACCUUUAGUUAUUACUGAUUCUUCAAUUUGUGCAAUAAAAAAGAAAACACAUCUUGCUACAUUAAUUGAGAAGACAUAUUUAAUUAUAUGGGAUGAAGCGCCUAUGAAUCAUAAACAUUGCUUUGAAGCAUUGGAUAAAUCACUUUCUGAUAUUUUAUUACAUUUACAUAAUUCAGAGAAUAAGAUUCCCUUUGGUGGUAAACCUAUUUUAUUAGGUGGUGAUUUUCGACAAAUAUUACCUGUUAUACCUGGAGGAACCAAAGAAGAUAUAGUAAAUGCUUCUUUAAAUACUUCUUAUUUAUGGUCCCAUUUUAAAAAUUUUCAGUUGAAAGAAAACAUGAGAUUAUCAAGAAGUGGAAUUAGAGCUGAAGAAAAACAGAACAUUAGUGAUUUUGCAGAUUGGAUUUUACAAAUAGGUGAUGGAAAAAUUAGUGAUAUAACAGAUGAAAAUAAUUUGAAUGAUAAAGACACAUCUUUGAUUAAAAUACCUACAGAUUUAAUAGUUCAUGCUUCUGCAAAUCCAAUUUCUUCCAUUUUUUUGGUGACUUAUCCCAAUUUUGAAACUUCUUUUACCAAUUUUGAUUAUUUAAGAGAAUGCACUAUUAUAACACCUCGAAACACAACUGUUACAGAUAUAAACAAUUAUAUAAUUGAAUUGUUACCUAGAGAACAACAUGUGUUUCUAAGCUACGAUUCGUUGUGUUCUUCCAAUGGGAAUGUUGAAAAUUUAGAAGCAUCAUAUCCUGUUGAAUUUUUGAAUAAAUUAGAUUUCAAUGGUCUACCUGCACAUAACUUGACUUUAAAAAUAGGAAUGCCAAUUAUGCUAUUACAAAAUCUGAAUCAAACUUUCGGUUUAUGUAAUGGAAUUAGAUUAGUUAUUACUCAAUUAUUUAAUAAAAUUAUUGAGGCUAAAAUACUUACUAGAAACAAUGUUGGUUACAAAGUUUUCAUACCAAGGAUCACUUUUGCAGCAACUGAGAAUAAGUGGCCUUUUGUUUUUAAAAGGCGUCAAUUCCCAAUUAGACCAUGUUUUGCGAUGACUAUCAACAAAAGUCAAGGACAAUCUUUGAGACAAGUAGGAUUAUAUUUUUCUGAACCAGUUUUUACCCAUGGUCAGCUAUACGUUGCAUUAUCUAGAGUAACAUCAAAAGAAGAUCUCAAAAUUUUGAUAUCUCAUGGAGAAAAUGAUGUUAAAAAUUAUACUGCAAAUAUAGUCUUUAAAGAUGUCCUUCAAAAUUUACAGUCAAAUUGUUAACUGUUAUGCUUACCUAUGUUUUGUCUAUACACAAUGAGUUAUAUGAGCAGGCCAAAGAUAAUGUACAAAACAAACAUUAAACUUAGGUAGUCAGCCUGUUGAAUCUCGCUUACUUGCAGAGUUGAUCACCUACUUUGUUUCAUAUGGAGGUACAUUCCCAUAACAAUCAAUAGUUUAUUUAAAAAAUUAUAAUUUAUUGCUUUUUCCUUAUAUGUUUGCCGCUUAAAUUAAAUUUUUGCUAACACUUCUCUUCCGAGGAACUGGUUAUUACUGAUAUAUAUCUGCAAUGUCUGCUUUUCACCUGGUCGCAAUACAUGAUUAACUACUUCCUUACUCAUAAAUGGAUUUAGUUGGACAUCCAAAGGUAUUAUCAAAGAUGUUGUAACCAAAAUUGUUAAUUCUAUCUAUUCAACAUUCUUAUUAUUGGUUAGAUAGGUUAAACAAUUGUACAAUUCAUAUUAUCUUCUUCUGCUCAAUCAAAGGAUAUCGGCGAAAUAUAUCUAUCAUUAAAACAUCUAAAUUCAUACUUUUGGAUGUUCAUCUUAAAUUCUUAAAACGAAUAACUAGGUAGUUUACCAUCUAUUUACAACAGGUGAAAAGAAGAAAUUGUUUGUUUAUAUAUUGGUAACAGUCAGUUCAUUUGAAGAGAAAACAUGGACAUGAUGGUGAUACCGCAAAAAAUCAAAGCACAAACAACUCACUGAUUCAUAUCUCUGUAUACCACAGAGACACUAAAUAAGGCAUAUCUGAUCCAUCUCUGAACAUCAUUUGUUACUAUUUUUACAAUUAAAAAAAAACAUGAUUCACUUGGAUCCGUUUCUACAACAUGUUUCACAUUUUCAGUUCAUUGUAAAUAAUGCUACUUUGGUUACUUUUCUGUUACAUUUAUAUCCCUCAACAUUUUUUUCUGCGUUGAAACACCUUUAAACCAAUGUUGAACAACGAUGGCUCCUCUAAAACCCAACUCCUUACGUUGUCUGAUCGAGAUUUUGCCCUAAUUUCCCGUUGAUAAUUUUCGUUUUUUGGUUAUUUCCCAUUUUUUGGUUAUUUCCCAUUUUUAACCGAUAGGUCUUUCUACGAACUUGCUGUGUACAAAUUUUUUUUUCCUUCUCUACACACUAUGAAUUUCUCUCAUUUAAUUACAGUAUCAUGUGAUUACAACUUUUCCUGUAGUUUUUAAAAUCUCUGACAGUAAAUUUAUGUCACUAUUGACAUUCUACAUCUCUCUCACUUCCAAAAAUUACAAGGUAUGUUACCAUUCCUCAUUAUAUGCAUAUUUGUGAUGUCGAUAAUUUUAACAAACAUCCAUUAUGUCACCUGUAUCCAGCUAAAAAACCUAGAGUUAUAUAAAAACACAAAACUACACUAUAACAAAUGAACAUACUUUAACCAGCUCAUUUCCACGUUCAUUCGUUUAAUUAAAAUGUUGUUUCAUAACAGGUUUGACCCCAAUUUUUUCGUUGCGUUAUAACAAUGUAAUUCUUGCUUGCACAAACUACAAGGUUUAAAACCCGCAGCAACGCGCGGGCACCGUUGCUAGUAUAUACUAAAAGAGUAACAUUCAACUCAAUUCCCAUUGUAUCCUUUUAGACUUAGAUUAUUGUUACCUCUACAGUGGAUUACCGAUUUUGUCCUCGCCCAUUUUUCUUUUAUUUCAACUUUGCCCCUUUUGCUUUGCUGUCAAAUGAAUAACGAUUUUGUGACGCGUGGGAUCCUCGACCGCUUCCUUCCGUCCCUCCUCACCUCAUCCGGCAAACCUUCGUCCCUCUUCACCUUAUCUAACACCAUGAGCCGGAAGAGAGACAAACGCUACUUCUCCCGCCACGCCCCCUACUUCGGGUUGAAACACCGUCGUCCCUACCGUGCCGCCGACUCUGCUCAAGCUGCCAUCGCUGCCUCUCUCGACCCAUCAUUCAGUAUCACCAUCGAAUCCAAAAAACUGCAGGUGCUUUGGCCGACAGACUCACUUGCCUAGUGGCGGAAGGGAGUUGUAGCUGGUGCUGAAAUUAGAGAUUCCGGUGCCAGGUCGUCGGCAAGUUCGAUCACCGCUACCACCAGUUCACGCAGGCCUCAUCUCUAAGCUUUGGGAUCUGUAGACUGCUAAAACUGCAGAGGCUAGGUCAAACGCCGCAGCGGCCUCGCUCUGUUUUCCAAAGUCCUCUUCACUUAAGCAUGCUCGAUGAGUGCUGCAGCACUGCCAUCCCUAAAUCAGAAGAUAGUUGGAAGAAGGAAGAAGAAGAAGGUCGUGGAAUAUCGAAAGCUUUUAGCUUUGUGAAGGCACUAUGUUUCACUGAAAUUCAAAACAAAGGUGAAGGCGAUAUCUGUAUCCUUCUACACAUGCAUUUAGGAAACUUCGAUGAUUCACCUAUAUUCCACCAACGGAUUUGUUUGAAAACUAGCAGGAAGAAAGAAUGAGACGGUUGGAGUUCAGAGUUAAAGUUUACUUUGAUGCUAAUAGGUUGGAUCACUAGUUGAAAUUUUCAUUUUGAGAUGUAUAUAUACGUUCGCUGCUUACAUAUAAAUUACUUUGUGUACCUGCAACCACUUGCUUGAUUGCCCUGUUGUUUUGGCUGCUUACUCAACCUUUUUAUACGUAGGAGAGAUUUGAGUUUUAUCAUUACAACUAAAUGUCCAUAGACACAUGAUACAGAUUGAAGCAAAGUCAAAUUUAAAAUGGUAUGAAUCAGGACAGCUGCAAACUGUGAUUUGCAGACCUUAAAACGGAGAAGUAACUUCUCGCUUCGCUUCGGCAGCAUAAUCCAGCUUUUGAGUUCAGUUUUCAGGAAGCAAAUCAUUGAAUACACACGGAAAAUUAAAAGAGUUUUAGUUUUUGAAUUCGUAUUCAAUGACUUUGAAAUGGAGAACUUGGUUGAUUGAGACAGAGAGAAUCCGACAGCUCCAAACUAUGAUCUGCUGAUCUCGAAAUGGAGAAGUUACUUCUCGCUUCACUUUCACAACGUAAACCAGCUCCUCAGUUCAGUUCUUAAAUAUGAGGUUUUUCAACUACCACUUUUCUGUAAUAAAACAUUUCAGCAGUACUUGCCAGGAUAUCCAAUUAAUUAGGUAGUUUUUGUUUAAUUGAGAUUCUUAAUUUCAUACUAUGGAUUUUAAUUUGAUUGGAUUCUAUAUUUUCGAAACUCAAGGUAAAAAUUGUUACAUAGUUUCAAAAACAUAGGAUUAGUUUCAUAACUUUAUGGGUUGCUUUGUUAUUGUUUUUGGUUGCAGAUUUAAUCCCUUGAACUUGAAUUGGAUCACUCUAUGGGACUUUGUGUUGUUUGGCUUCUUUCUUCUCUCUUCACAUUUCUCUCACUCCCUUGCUCAAUAACUUUUCACCAUUUUCGAUUCUUUCUGAGAGUUGAAUGAGAUCUGGACAGUCACUUAAAUUCAGGGUAGCUGUAUAAAUCCUCCCGGUUUUUUUUUUUUAAAUAUUUUUCUCUGUUCUGUAGAUUUCACCAAACAGCAGAGAAUAAAGUGGGCAUGAUCCGUGGAGAAUUCUGUUUUUUCCCAUCUUAUUCCAUAAAACUGAAUUUUCAGUUAUUUAAAGAUCUGAAUUUUUUCAACCAGAUGCUGCUGGGUGUAAUGUUUUUGGUUGGUGCUUGCUUGCAACCCAAUUUGGUGCUAUAAAGUUUUGUGUUUUACAAUCUGUUCAUGUUUAAACCUCUUCCAAUUUUGCAAUUAUGUGUAAAUCUUGCAGGUCAAGAUGGGACACCUAUCUGGGCAAUGUCUGGAUGUCUAGGCUUGGGUGGAGACUUGGAAUUAUGGAAGAGGUGAAGUAGCUUAGCUCUAUCUCAUUAGCUCGUAUCUGUUAUGUUUAAGCUCAUUGGUACUGGCUCUGAGAUUUUUCGAAACUCUCCGUUUUCGAAACUCUGAAGCUUAGAAUCCCAUUCAACCACAAGGAACUAGAAUAACUGAAAAAAAAAAAAAAUGUUGUCUUUGGUGUCCAAAAAGAAGCAUGUGCAAUCCUCUAAUUUUAUUAAUGUAAAAGAAGUGAUGCAAAUCCAGUAAAAGUAUAAAUAAGAACUAUCAGUGCGAGAAGCAUAGGAAACCAAAGCUUACAAAUCCGAUGCCUUUUGUGUAUCACUGUCAUAUAGGCAAAUUUGUUAUGUGUGAUGGUGUAUUUACGCAUGACUGAAAUGGAUGAUGUAACAAUUUAUAA